Hyposmocoma kahamanoa is the source of this 2839-nucleotide messenger RNA. RefSeq lists its product as uncharacterized. Gene Ontology annotation, molecular function: cysteine-type endopeptidase activity. Lineage: Eukaryota; Metazoa; Arthropoda; Insecta; Lepidoptera; Cosmopterigidae. The coding region runs from base 137 to 2503 and encodes 788 amino acids. The record is from RefSeq and is a predicted model, not a curated record. Gene Ontology annotation, cellular component: lysosome. The transcript is spliced from 16 exons.
AGGCGCUCACAGCGGCCGGCAGUGUCCGCGCGCCGCUCGUCGGUGCUGCCGCGUACUGCUUCGUCGACGUCACCUGGCUACUCCUGGCUGCUACUGAAGCCGACACACGCUAGGCCGACUACCCCGCGACGACGCCAUGUGGCGCGUCUCCUUGCUAGUGAUCCUCGCCGCCGUCGCCGCCACCACCGCAGGGGCGCGGCGCAACGUCCGGCGAACGAUGCCGAUGCUCGCGACCGAUCGCGCGCCGAGUCCUGUUUCGGCGCAGCAGCUCUACGAUAGACUCUUCAGCCUGUACCGCGGUCGCACCGCUGACUCCAGCGCCUCCCACCGAGCUCUUACACCUUUCCCCUACGAACUUACCCUCGGAGGCGGCGUGUCAGGUGUCAACGUGACCACGCUGCCGGUGCUGGUGCUGCCGCUGCCCGUGCUUGUCGGCCUGCCCUCGGCUAACAACGGCGAGUGCAACGCACAUGCGAACCGCAGCGAGGCGCAAACCGGCGCGCAAGAGCACGACGACGACUACAGAUACGACUUGGACACGCGCUACGGCGGCGCCGGCGGCACGCCGCCGGUCGAUAACUUGCCUGCGGUCGCAGUCACCUCGGAGCAGCUAGUGGAGCACUUCCGCGCGCAGACGUCUCUAGCGCCGCACCUGCCGCCCGCCGUCAUCGACGAGCUCGUGCCGCGCGUCGGAGCCAGCUUCGAAUACGGCGUCAGCGGCGGCUCCCGGCCCCCGCAAGAGCCGCGUCCCUUUGCCCCCCGAGUGUACCUGCCGCCCUCGCCCUCGCCGCGCACUCCCGCCGCGCCCCCGCCGCAGCCGCGCUUCAGGCGCUCGACGAUGCUGCGCGCCACGCUGUCCGUGCCGCGCGCCGACUACGCCGAGCCCUACACCGCCUGGUGGGACGCGGCCACGGGCGCGGCGCGCGUCGACUUCCACGGCGGCGCCACCUCCACCGUCCGCACCAUGCUGCCUGAUGGGCGCGUGCAGCGUGUCGAGAUGCGCUUGGACCGCACUGGCGCCGCGGACGUACGCCGCUGCGGCUUCGCGGAUCCUUCGCCCGUCUCCUCCGAAGAUCGCGCGCUUCCCGCUUUACCGGAUAUAGAACUGUUCACAUUUGCAGAGUACCGCGCUGAGGGCGAAAUCUGGCGGCUCGAGCUGAAGGGCGGCGCGGGAGAACUGGGUGCGGCGAGGGGGGAGGCGCUUACUUACCACCAUGAAUUGCAGCUGCGCCGGGACGACGCAGGAGAGGCCAUCCCCGUCAGGUACUCAGUAGUGGUGGACAGUUCGGUGCUCGGCGCCGGCUGCGACUCCUACGAACAUCGCUACGAAGAAGUGCGAGCGCAAGAAGUCGACCCGGCCAUCUUCUCCGCGGAUCUUGAUCUGCAGUGCGACGUUCGCGAGCGGGUAGACCCUCAAGACGCGGAACAGAUGGCACGGCUCGAGCCGCUGCGCGAGUUCACCAUGCAGCGACGUGACCCUCGAUACGACGACGGCCUGCAGCGGUUCGUCCGUGAGUUUGAGAGGCAGUACAAGGAUGACACCGAGGAGGCGGUGCGCAAAAACCUGUUCGUGCAGCAUUCGCGGUUCGUCAACUCCUGCAACCGCGAGGGUGCCACCUUCGAGGUGGAGGUGAACUUCCUCGGCGAUCGCCUCGACGUGGAGCUGGACGUGCUGCUGGGCACGCAGUUCAGCGACGCCGACGACGGCGCCGGCGACGACGCCGCCCCGACGUCCCGCAAGGCGCAGGACGGCGCGCAGGAGCUGCCGCGGGAGUUCGACUGGCGGCCGCGCGGCGCCGUCUCGCCGGUGCGCUAUCAGGGCUCAUGUUCCUCGUGCUGGGCGUUCGCGGUCGUCGGCUCCGUGGAGGGCGCGCUGUUUAUACGCACGCGCAGCCUCGUGCCGCUCUCCGUGCAGUGCCUCGUAGACUGCGCGCAUUCGCACGGCGCGAACGGCUGCCGCGGCACGUGGCCUAAACACGCGUACGACUACGUGCGCGACCGCGGUCUGCCGCACUACGACGAAUACACGGCGUACAGCGAGCGAGUGCUGCCGUGCCGCGCGCCUCCCGUGCCGCCCGUCACCCACAUCAGCGGACAUGUCAACGUUCAGCCCGGCGACCUCGACGCGCUCAAGGUGGCGAUUCGCCGGCACGCUCCCACCGUAGUCGUCGUCGAUGCUAAACCGAAAAGCUUCAUGUUCUACAAGAAAGGCGUUCUGAAAGACGAGCGAUGUGUGAAGGGGCCCAAGAAGAAGCUGAACCACGCCGUGCUGGCCGUGGGAUGGGGUGAACAGCGAGGCGAACCGCACUUCAUCCUGAAGAAUACCUACUCUGCGGCCUGGGGCGACGGAGGCUACAUCCGGCUGCACGGGCCGUCCAACACGUGCGGCGUCCUCUCCGUGCCGUCGUACGCGCGCCUGCGCCGCCGCGACGUGGACCGGCCGCCCUCCGGCGCGGGCGCCGCCGCAGACCUCGACUACUCCGACGAAGAAGAUCGACGGUGACCGAGCGAUCUCGUGUGACAUAUUAUAUUACAUUUCCUAGUCAAGAUCGUGUUAGUAUGUAUGUGUCCCGUUAACUAACUCCUGGAGUGGUAUCUACUCCAUUUCUUCGAUCUUAACGACUAUUGCUUUCAGAUUCUCCAUGAUGAAGUACGUACACCUACUUACUAGGGAUUUGUCGAACUAAAUAAAGUAAGGUAGUAGUGUAAUAUUACCAUUAGUACAGUACGCGCAGUGAACCUCUCGGUUCCCUCCAUUGAUCACGCCAUAUUUUCGCGCUAAACCACUAGCGCUAUACAGCUAGGUUGAAACUUUGAUAAAUGACGUUGUAGAUAACAG